Molecule: messenger RNA, 174 nt
Organism: Laccaria bicolor S238N-H82
Lineage: Eukaryota; Fungi; Basidiomycota; Agaricomycetes; Agaricales; Hydnangiaceae
Exons: 3
Coding region: 1-174 (57 amino acids)
Source: RefSeq, a predicted model, not a curated record
AUGGAGGCCUUCCUGUGUCUCGAUUUCCCUCAAUGUAGACUCGUUUGGAUACUACUUCAUGUCCCUAAAACGCUCCGACAAACCGUUUACGAAACCGUCAACUCUUCGUGGAGACCUUCCUGUGUCUCGAUUUCCUUCAACAUAGACUCAUUUGGACACUACUUCACAUCUUGA